AUGCCUGCCUCUGGCAACCGUGCUCGAGGCAACCGCCGAGAGCGAUCGAAUGAUGGCAGCUCCUCUGAGGUUCGCUCUAAGAGUCGCUCGAACAGGGAGGUCUCUAGCUCGCGGGACGCUAAGUUCGACCUCAUCCUCUCUGGGCUCCAAGGGUUGAGCCAACAAGUGGCGAACAGCUCCGCUGAAGUCUCGAAGCUCAAGACCCAGAUGGACCUGCAGCUAAUGCGCUGUGACCAGCUCACGACGAACAUGCAAACGAUGGGCAACGACAUCCACAGUCGCAUCACCCAUAUGGAGGGGAUCCACGCGGCAUGUACGACCGACCUGCGGGACUCCAUCGAGAAGAUGAAUGCCAGGGUCUGCGACUUGGAGAGCUCGCCGACGCCGAUUGCUGCCUCUGACUCCUCCUCUGCUGCUAGCUCUCACGUCCAGAAGAAGAUUGCGGACAUUGAGGAGAAAUUAUCUUUUCUGUCUUCGGCAGGCUCCACACGUUCUACGCGCGUUGAGAGCACUGUGCGCACGGAGCAGACGAAUGACAACCACACGAAGCUGAUCGUCCUUGGCUUCCCGCGUCGGAUGCUUGCCUCCACGCUCAAGGCCAUAGGGGAGGCGAUCCGCACCAAGUACUCGCCCUCGGCUUCUCACGCUCGCAUCGUGAUCAAAGCUUUUGAUCUUACUCGUAAGAUUUCUCUCCACUUCGAGACUGCGACGGAGGCGAGCGACUUCCUCCUGCGGUUCGAAGCUGAUGGCAAAUUUGAGUUUCCUGACCCACUGGGUCAACAGCCGUUCUCACUUCGCCUUCGUCGCGAUGUAGAUGCUCGCUUUCGCCAACUUUUCCUCAGCAUGGGCAGGGUGAGGCACGAGAUGACGCAGCUCUUGCGUCCUAGGGGAUACGACGUCAACAGCAAUGGCGUCGGCGGCAGCAUCUACGUUCUUCGUGCCAAAGAUGACCCCGUCGUGCUUGCUUCUCUCCGGCUGGUCUCGGACGAUGCCUCCGUCGAGCUGGACCUAGACAUGACAGCCCUGGAGGAGUUUGGCAUUCACCAGCACGCUGAGGCUUUCCGCUCUGCCGCCGCGGCCGCUGGCAUGCUCGCGGUCAUCGCCCCCUUUUGGGUGCCGCUGCACAGCGCAGUGGCGAAGGGAGUGUGGCUCCUAAUGCUGCACCAGUCCUGGCCCUCGCGCCAGUCUGCAGUGCUCAAGCUGGAGUCGGCGCGGUUGUACGGCAAUAUCGCGUCUUACGCCUACUACUACGUCGACCUGACAAUAGGCACGCCGGCCCAGCGGGUGUCGGUGAUCCUGGAUACCGGGAGCGGGCUGCUCGCCUUCCCGUGCAAGGGCUGCCCGCACUGCGGCAAGCACAUCGACCCCCUCUUCGACAUCUCGAAGAGCGGGACCGCGAAGUGGAUCCCGUGCGGGUCGAAAGGCGGCGCCGGGAAGGCGGCGUGCCGCGGCGGCUGCUCGUCGGGCCACUGCACCUACCGGCAGUCCUACCUGGAAGGCUCGUCCAUCUCCGGGUACUGGUUCGAGGACGUCGUCCGCUUGGGUGACACGAUACAGCACAAUCCCAUCCGCGCGCCGAUGGGCUGCCACCAGAACGAGAACAAGCUGUUCUACACGCAGAAGGCCAACGGCAUCUUCGGCAUCCAAGGCAAGACGACCCUGCUGAACGACCUCUUCGGGGACUCGAGCCACGUGGACAGCCGGGUCUUCUCCAUCUGCCUCGCGGAGGAGGGCGGGCGCCUCACCGUAGGCGGCUCCAACAAGACAUACCACACCGGCCAGAUCGGGUACACCAACCAGAUCGGCAGCGGCUACGGGGUGAACCUGAAGAUGGUCACGAUCAAUGGCGCCGUGAUCACCGGCUUCAGCACAAUGAUCGACAGCGGGACCACCUAUACCUUCUUUAACAAGAACCAGUACAAGGAGAUCAGGAAGUACGUGGAGAGCGCCUGCAGCAGCGGCCCGAGCAGCGCCACGAUUUUCGCCAACGCGUGCGAGCGGUACCACAGCGGCUCAGCGUACCGCGCUCGGGUGCGCUGCGCGGGGCUGCGGUGGAGUGGCAACGACGGUUGCAAGGCCACCAAGAGCCGCACCGAGUGCUGGACCGUGCGCGAGGGCCUCUCGUACUUCCCGUCGAUGGACCGAGUUUCAGUUCACUGGCGUGAAGGUGAUGUGGCAUCCAGUCGAGUACUUGUACAAGACGACCGGCGCGAACACUUACUGCUACGCGUUCAAGGACGACGGCUCGAGGACGAUGACCACCUUGGGAGCAACUUGGACCCUCGGAUGCUCUACAAGGAAGUGAUAUUUGACCUCGCCUCAAAGCGGAUCGGCAUGGUGCCGGCCGCAUGCCCCGAGUACAAGGUCCGCCCGGCCCACACGGUGGACCCGCCUGGCACAGUUCCGGAGGAGGGGCGGCUGCGCCGCCAGCCCAGCAGUCCGCGUCGGCCGCCGCGCCCGUGCCGGCGCCCGCGCCCUCGGAGCUGCCGCGGGCGCGCCCCUGGGCGGGCCAGGAAGACACCCGAGGGCAACGGCACGGCCGCCAAGAAGCGGUCGAAGUGGACGGUGAGCCAGCAGAAGGGGACGAUCCUCGCCGGCUUCCUCGCCGUGGGCAUCCUGUGUGGGCUGCCCCUGGCCCUGCUCGCCUGCACGGAUGGGCGGCCAAGCGAGAGAGCGCCUCCGAGCACGAGCGCGAGGGCAUGA
Prorocentrum cordatum is the source of this 2703-nucleotide messenger RNA. The record is from the annotation of a GenBank genome assembly. Lineage: Eukaryota; Dinophyceae; Prorocentrales; Prorocentraceae.